Molecule: messenger RNA, 2869 nt
Organism: Mercenaria mercenaria
Lineage: Eukaryota; Metazoa; Mollusca; Bivalvia; Venerida; Veneridae
Product: mucin-5AC-like
Exons: 10
Coding region: 601-2763 (720 amino acids)
Source: RefSeq, a predicted model, not a curated record
GUUUUAUAAUAAUUAAGGUUAAGAACAUUGAUUAAUUUAUUGAUUUAGAUCAUGAAUGGGCUGUAAGAUUUUUCAGCUGAGUAACGUUUGAAAUGCAAUAUGGUAUCGUGACCUAUCUGCCAGUUAAUGUUCUAGUCUGAUUAUUUUGUAAAGAUAGGGGAUAUGUUAACUUCUUUAUUCCUUUGAUCUAUAUUUUCUUUUUUGUUUUGACUCAACUUACUGUCCCUGCGUGUUUCAAUUUUGUCUUCUGAUUGUAGUUGAAAGUGUGGUUGAGUGCCGUUGUUUUAAAACGGCUACCUUAUACUAUUUAAGGUUUCUGAAUACCCAUCUGAAAUUAAAUAUCAAUUCCUCUAACAUUAGCAGAUAACACUUGUUGGACAUUAACGUUUCCGUUAAGAUAGCUCUACUCUAGUACAAACAAUCACAUUUCCUUUGUUUUACUCUAGUAAUAAAAAGCAGUUUAUGGAUAAAUAAAUUAAAUCUACAUUUAUUUCGUUUUUUUUUCUAACAGUCAUAUUGUACAAUAAAUAUAGACAUAUUCAGACAAAGUUGUCUUAAUUCCUUAAACAUUGUUUCAUUCACAUAAUUUUCAUUUAAUAUAUGUAUCAUCGGAAGAUCUUAUCUACUUUUUCGCAAGAAGCCAUACAGAUGGAUUCUUUUAUUCUAUUUGUUUUUGGUUCAUUGCAAGUGUUAAAUGUUGCAUUUUCACAACCAUGUAGUUGGCCGGAGAUGUUCACAGAUACGAUAUGGCACGACAGUGACCGCGAUGAAGUGACGUUCACAGAUACAACAAUUAGUGGGUGGGAUGUGACAGCCCCAGGAGGAGCAGUGGUACAAGACUGGGAGUGUUACAUCGUCAAUCAAACCAGCACAACCGCUUUUACUGUGAUAUUUAAAGCGACAACACCGUUUACACUUUUCAACACUAUCUACGUGACAUUUGCCUGUCUACAAAUGACAUUGUUUUCGGAAAAUGCGUACUAUUACUACCAAAUGUCCGAGGAAGAGACGAGACUUGGAAACGACAGGCUAAUUGUAUUUGAGCAGUCAACUAUAGCAACUGACCCACCGACAGAAUCCUCGAUAUGUUUAUCCCAAGGACACGCACAAGCACCGACAACAAACGAAUAUCAUGUCAUCAUUAGAAAUGAUAAAACAGAAGCGGCUAUUCGUACAUGCCCUAGUGAUUACAUAGGGACUCACAAAUACACAGUAACUGAUUUAACAUCAACAUACUGUAGUGAUGGAGAAAGUUCUUGGGUUGUCUGUUCUAGCACGGAUACCAUUGUAUUCAAUUAUACACUCUGUAAUACCGUACUAGCUCAUUCAGAACAAGGCAUCGUAAACUGUGUGUUUGACAUGGCCAACGGUGAUUAUCACCUGACGACAGUUAUGACCAAGGAAAUAGCUAGCACUGAGAGAUUUACCUGUCUGAUAUCGUAUUUGGCGGGAAAUGGUAGCAGGUAUGUUUCACAGUACCCGGGCAGCUGUACUAAGACACAAACACCAUUUGAUGUUCCUACAUCACACGAUGGUACCGUAACAGGACUUAAAAUGGUCUUAACCAAUAAAGCGGCCUGUGAUGAUCCAACUACCACAACAACUUCUACAAGUACAACAUCCACCACAACGACUUCUACCACUACAACAACGUCAACUACUACAACCACAACUACCUCCACUACAACAUCAACUACUUCUACUACUACUACUACUACUCCAACCACAGUAACAACUCCUACCACUUCAUCCACUACAACGAAGACACCCACUACAACUACUACUCCUACUACUACUACUACAACGCCAACAACGACAACCACCACCACAACACAAUCCGCUACUACUCAAACACCAUCGUCUGACAACAAAACUGUUAUGGUCAUAGCCAUUGCCGCUGGAUGCCUUGCUGGCGUGUUACUCAUUAUCCUGAUCGCAAUUUUAGUAAAUAGGUUUUGCUGUAAGGAGCCAUUGCCUCGAGCCAAAACACCGGAUCUAAACAUAGAAAACAUGUCACAUAAAACUGCAGGGUUUGGAGGAGUACCAUGGGGACUUUCAAAUGCACCAAGGGAGACAACAAUUAUAGAAGAAAUAAAUCCAGAUAAAGAUGUUAUUGUGUUUCCUCAAGCUAAAACAAAUGAUUUUACACUGACCGUUCAAAAUAGUGCCUCAUUUGUUGGAAGCGAAAAAAGACGAAGUUCCUUUCCGAAGCAACUUGGUAAAUCAAAAGGUGCCUUCACAAAAAUGUCUUCAGUGAAUGUACCUGUAUGGGAAACAAGCCUGAUGCCUGGCAUAAUACCGUCAAAGACAUCUACGUCUGGUAUUACUGCUCCAGCUGAGACGGGUACAACUUACGUUGCAAGUUCAACACAGCAAAACCAAGUUACGAAAUCAGUUGAAGUAUUCGACGGUAUAAUAAUGGAUGAAACUGUAAACUUUGCCUUGCGGUAUUCUUCGAGGAUGCAGAACGUUAAGAAGAAUUGGUAUGAAAGGAGAAAUUCAGGAACUCUAUCUCUGGUGUCAGAGAAAACCGUGAUAGUGCCAACUGCUAUUGAUUCGUCCAAAAAUAAUGUCAGACGAGUUAGCAUAACAGACAUAUCGGAAACACAGAUAUUAGGAAACGGGACAACUAAUGGUUUGUUGUCGCCUUCAGAUGUAUUUGAGUCAUUUUCUGAUAACGGAAGUGGCACAAACGACAUGAUGGUGUCACCUAUAUCGGAGAUAUCACUACCGGUUUCUCCAACUGAUAGUGCUACUAUCUGAGAACAAAUGCUGUAGAUAUGGCAUUGUUACAUUAUAUAUGUGUUGCUUUAACAUGAAAUGUCUUUAAUCACUUAUCAUUAUCUUCUUAUGUAAUUUUUAUGACAAU